AUGGACAACCUUGAACAAAUUCAAGAAGCAUUGACACAAAACCAGCUCUUAGGAACUGUCACUCACAUUGAACCCUAUGAUGAACAGGUCAUCCAGGAAUUCUAUUGCAAUCUUACCAAAAACACCACUACACCUAGCAGUCCCAUGUACGGGAAGGUGUAUUUGAGAGGGUCAUCUGAGAUUGAACAAAAUGUGGAAGUAACCAGUGAACAAGUUGCUCAGGAAAUCACAGCUGGAAAUGUCAGUUUUGAAAAGAACAAGAUCAAAGUCGCUUCCUUAACAAGUAAAUAUGCCAUUCUCCAAAAGAUAGCCCUUGCAAACUGGAUGCCCUCUCUACAUGAAUCCACUGUAAAGUGGACCUUGGUAGAACUACUGUACAAGAUAGGGAAAGGAGUUAAGAUCAACAUUGGUACUAUCAUCCAUUCACAAAUUACAAACCUGGCAGAAGACACUACAUCCAAAACUUCUCUAAUUUUUCCAAACCUGAUAUUUGCUGUCUUGACUAAGCAAGGCCUCAAAUCCCAUGGGCCAAAAAUCACUGUCAAGAGCACCAACACCACAAUAAAGCUGAAAAAGGGAAGUCAUCAGAAUGACCUAAAGACCACAGCACCAAAGAACAAUCCACUUGAUCCCAAAACACUAAUAAACUACUUUGAGAGAAAACUGACAGAAUUAGAAGCAUCAGAGAAACAAAUCCUAAGGAAACACAUGGACAUCAAAGAAGAAAAAGCAGAAAUACUUGAAUGGCUAACAAUCCUAAAAACAGAAGAUGAAGACGAAAAUGAUGAAGAGAAUCAAGAGGGAAACCAAGAAAAUGAAGAAGAAAUUGGAGAAGAAAUUCAGGAGGAAAAUCAAGAUAAGAAUGUUGAAACCACUGUUUCAACACCCUCAACAGAAUUAGAAGGCAGAUCAUGA
Molecule: messenger RNA, 915 nt
Organism: Ipomoea nil (Japanese morning glory)
Lineage: Eukaryota; Viridiplantae; Streptophyta; Magnoliopsida; Solanales; Convolvulaceae
Exons: 2
Coding region: 1-915 (304 amino acids)
Source: RefSeq, a predicted model, not a curated record